This is a messenger RNA of Nilaparvata lugens (brown planthopper), 1904 nucleotides long. RefSeq names its product serine/threonine-protein kinase RIO1 (gene RIOK1). Gene Ontology annotation, cellular component: cytosol; preribosome, small subunit precursor. Gene Ontology annotation, molecular function: protein serine/threonine kinase activity; ATP binding. NCBI's taxonomy places the organism in Eukaryota, Metazoa, Arthropoda, Insecta, Hemiptera, Delphacidae. The transcript has 10 exons. The record is from RefSeq and is a predicted model, not a curated record. Gene Ontology annotation, biological process: maturation of SSU-rRNA. The coding region runs from base 213 to 1844 and encodes 543 amino acids.
UCCCCAAUAACACUAUAACCUCAAUUACACGAAGGUUCAAGAAAAUAAAAAGCUUUCACGUGUUACGAAUUGUCAUUCUUUUAAAGCAACUGUUGACUGAGAAGAAGUGUAAAGACAAAAGAGCUGGAACUCAUUUUCAUAGUAUUACAUUGUAAUUAUUUUCAAAGUCAUUUAAAUUGAAAUUUAAUCGUAGAAUAAUUUGUGACAUUGCGAUGGAAGUUGAAGGCCAGUUUAGCGAUGCGGAGGGUGACAGAAUUGACGUGUCUUCAGCUCCGUACCAAACUAUUAAGUUGUCAAACAUUGAAAAAUUGAAAGAUUUGUCAUUAACUGCUAAUGAAGAAGGAGAAGAUGAUCUUGGCUAUGAGGACUCGUAUUCCAGCUCAGGAGAAGAUUACGAAUUCAAUCGCUAUGAAAACAGAGAUUGCUCUUAUCAAAAAAGCAAGAAUUUGGUACGAACUCAAGGACGUAAUAAGCAAGUGACAAGUGAGAAGGUAUCGAACUAUCAGCCGUCCGAUAAGCUUUUCAAGAAAUAUGUGCACAAAAUCAAUGUGGAAAAGUAUGAGGGACCAGUUCUUCCACAUAAAGCUGCCAACUACCUCAUGGAAAGCAGCAAAAGGGCAGAAGCGGACAGAAUAAGAACGAAGGACAAAUGUGACCGAGCCACAGCUGAGCAGGUGAUGGACCCUAGGACUAGGAUGAUUCUCUUCAAGCUGCUCAAUCGAGGAACAAUCGAGUGUGUGAACGGCUGCAUCUCAACUGGCAAAGAAGCAAAUGUCUAUCACGCCACUGCCUUGAAAGAUAAUGAGGUUAAGCAUUUGGCAAUCAAAAUCUACAAGACAUCCAUCCUCAUAUUCAAGGACAGGGAUAAAUAUGUUUCAGGAGAAUUCAGAUUCAGACAUGGUUAUUGCCGACAUAACCCGAGAAAAAUGGUUAGGACAUGGGCUGAAAAAGAGAUGAGGAACUUGGUGAGGUUGCAUACCAAUGGAUUGCCCGUUCCUGAGCCAUUGCUGUUGAGAUCACAUGUUUUGUUGAUGGAAUUUCUGGGAGAAAAUGGUUGGCCCUCUCCUAAAUUGAAGGAUGUUGAACUCUCCACGUCAACCGCUUGUCAACUUUACAGAGAUAUUGUGAUAAUGAUGUGGAAAAUGUUCAACAAAUGCAAGCUGGUGCAUGCAGAUCUCAGCGAGUACAAUAUGCUGUAUCACAAUGGGGAAGCUUACAUCAUUGAUGUAUCUCAGUCUGUGGAACACGAUCAUCCUAUGGCUCUGGAGUUUUUGAGAAAAGACUGCACCAAUAUUUCAGACUUUUUCAAGCGCAAGGAAGUUGCAACAAUGACAGUGAAGGAACUUUUUGAUUUCAUUACUGAUCCGACAAUAGAUGAAAACACAAUGGAUGAACACUUGGAGAAGAUGUCAGAACAGGCUUCAAAGUCUGAACCCCUCAGCAAUCAACAGCAGGUUGAGGAAGAGGUCUUCAAAAAUGUUUACAUCCCACAAACAUUGUCUGAGGUUAUCGAUUUCGAAAGAGAUAUAAAUAAAAUAAAGGCUGGUGAAGAUACUUCAGAUCUUACAUACCGUACGUUGUCUGGCUUCACAACUGAUCUUGCUGUGAAAAACGCUUCAAAAAACAACAAAAGUGGCAGCGAGAGCUCUGAUAGUGACAGUGAAUCGGAAGAAGGCGAAAACGAGUCAAAGUUUGUCAAUUCAUCUAGACCGAGAGAUGAAUCGCCUACAAGCAAAAAGGCAAGGAAGAAAGCUGUCAAGGAUGAAAAUGCAGAAAAAAGAAAAACAAAGGUGAAGAAACACGUGAAGAAAAGGAAAGAGAAAGCAACUAAAGCUAAGAAAUAACACUUAUUUUCACAGAUUUUAUUAUUGUAAAUAUUCCUUUGAAUACAUUUUAAAAACUCA